AUGUUUUCGCUUCACGCUUUACUUAUUCUUGUCCAAACUUUGGGCCCAUUUCAGGACCGUUACUGUGCCCUGAUGGCCGAGAUCGAGUUGCUCUCUGGUCUAGAUGUGUCCACGAAUGCUCUCAUAUCUGUUACACAUUCGAGUCACCAAGUAGUUUUCAAUUUGUUCUCGGAAAGUUUUCAAGGACUCGCCGUCACUUCGUUUGAUGUGCUUCUGUGGCAAGAUACCAUGCUGCGCAUGAAUUUGAUCAUGAUGCGACGGUCAUACCUCGAAGCCACCAUCACUAAGGGCGUUUGA
Botrytis byssoidea is the source of this 297-nucleotide messenger RNA. RefSeq lists its product as uncharacterized. The coding region runs from base 1 to 297 and encodes 98 amino acids. The record is from RefSeq and is a predicted model, not a curated record. NCBI's taxonomy places the organism in Eukaryota, Fungi, Ascomycota, Leotiomycetes, Helotiales, Sclerotiniaceae. The transcript has a single exon.